Messenger RNA from Oncorhynchus keta (chum salmon), 1236 nucleotides. Its product is annotated as endonuclease domain-containing 1 protein-like. Lineage: Eukaryota; Metazoa; Chordata; Actinopteri; Salmoniformes; Salmonidae. The coding region runs from base 277 to 1236 and encodes 319 amino acids. The record is from RefSeq and is a predicted model, not a curated record. Gene Ontology annotation, molecular function: hydrolase activity; metal ion binding; nucleic acid binding. The transcript is spliced from 2 exons.
ACUCAGCUCAGCAGUCUCCAGCCUACCAACUGGUCUCUAAUAACUAUUUAAAACAGUCUGUCCUGACUCAGCUCAACACUCUCCAGUCUACCAACUGGUCUCUGUAAUAACUAUUUAAAUCAGUCUGUCCUGACUCAGCUCAACACUCUCCAGUCUACCAACUGGUCUCUAAUAACUAUUUAAAACAGUCUGUCCUGACUCAGCUCAACACUCUCCAGUCUACCAACUGGUCUCUGUAACUUCAUCUUUGUCUCUGUGGUGUCCAGUCUUCAGGUGAUGAUGGGGGUAUUGAAUCAUCUCUCUACUCUCCUCCUCCUCUCUCUCCUUCCUCCUUCUCUCUCUCAUGUAGUGGUUAAGUUCAGUGAUGUUCCACAGUGCCAGAAGUUCUUCCUGGAGGGGACAACUCCAAAUCUCCCAGGUAUUUUGGUUGGUGGGACGGUCCAGAACCAGAACCGCUACAAGCCGAUCUGCCAGUUGUUCAAAAACACCUACAGGUUUGCAACUCUCUACGACACGACCAACAGGAUCCCUGUGUUCUCAGCCUACACCUUCACUGGUAAUAUAUCGGGUAGACCAAGUCAGUCCUGGAUGAUAGAGCCUCAGGUGCUUAAUAAUAAUAUAGACAUAGGAGUCAACCAGGCUGUGGACGCAGACUACAAUGCAAAAAUAAAGAACAUGCCUUUGGAGAGGGGUCACUUGUUCCCAUGUUCGCACACACCUGAUAAUGAUACCAUGAGGUCCACUUUCACCCUGACGAACGUCGUUCCCCAGAAAAGAGGCUUCAACCGAGGCAGAUGGAGGGCAAUGGAGAAGAGAGUCAGAGAAGCUCUUGUGAAUAACUGUAAGGAUAACAACAACAGGAUAAAAGCCUAUGUGUUGACUGGAGCAGUUCCCAGUAAGAACAACAAACUGAACAACAGAGUGAACAUCCCAGAUCUCCUGUGGACAGCCUUCUGCUGUUACAACAGUGAGAAGGACAAGUGGAUGGCCGGAGCACACUGGGGUGAGAACAAAGAGGAACUGAACACAGAAGUAUUGGGACCCCAUUCCUUGGCUGAUCUGAAUGUAAUGUUGAACCAAUAUUACCAUGUUUAUGGUGUCGUAGUUGGUGAUGUCAAGGUGUUCCCAGAUCAGUGUUCAAAUGGUGAUAUUCCGACAGAGCUUCUUGUCUCUAAAAACCUAAGCGUCAAAAUGUUGAUACUCCUCCGACAGAGCUUCUUGUCUCUAAAAACCUAA